AUGGCAUCCGGAAACGCACCUCGCCUCGGCUGGAUAGGCCUUGGCAACAUGGGCAGAGGAAUGGUCAAGAACCUCGUGGAGAAGGGCAAAUACUCCGGCCCAAUCGUCAUCUACAACCGCACAUUCGCUCGAACAGAAAAACUCGUAUCAACACUCGAAGCCGGCAAAGCGAAAGCCGUCGCCUCAAUCCCAGAAGUCGUCAAGGAAGCCGACAUCAUCUUCACCUGCGUGGCCAACGAUGCCGCCAUCGAGGAGUCAAUCGACACGGCCCUCAAAGUUCCCGAGUCGAAAGGAAAGCUCUUCGUCGACUGCAGCACCAUCCACCCGGACACCACCAAUAAAAUUGCCAAAACGAUAACCUCCGCAGGCGCACACUUCGUCGCCAACCCCGUCUUCGGCGCUCCAGCAAUGGCAGACUCAGGCCAGCUCGUCUGCGUGCUCGCGGGUCCCAAGAAAGACGUCGAGUGCGUGAAACCCUACUGCACGGGCGUGAUGGGCCGCGCGGAAAUCGACUUCUCCGACCAACACCAUGGCCAAGCCUCGCAGCUCAAAAUCAUCGGCAACACCUUCAUCCUCUCCAUGAUCGAGACCCUCUCCGAAGGCCACGUCCUCGCCGAGAAGUCCGGGCUGGGAACAGACAACCUCCACAAGUUCGUCGAGACCAUGUUCCCUGGCCCAUACACGGCGUAUUCGAACCGGAUGCGGUCGGGCGAUUACUACAACAGGGAGGAGCCUUUAUUCCAGGCGAAGCUGGCGAGGAAGGACGCUGGCCAUGCGCAGAGUCUGGCGAAAGCCAGUGGGUCGAGUCUGAAGGCGGUGGAGGUUGCUGAUGAGCAUUUGAGGCAGGUGGUGGAGCAUGCGGGGGAUAAGGGGGAUAUUGCGGGGAUUUAUGGGGCUGUGAGGAAGGAGAGUGGGUUGAAGUUUGAGAAUUAG
This is a messenger RNA of Zasmidium cellare ATCC 36951, 933 nucleotides long. RefSeq lists its product as uncharacterized. The record is from RefSeq and is a predicted model, not a curated record. Gene Ontology annotation, molecular function: oxidoreductase activity, acting on the CH-OH group of donors, NAD or NADP as acceptor; NADP binding; NAD binding. Lineage: Eukaryota; Fungi; Ascomycota; Dothideomycetes; Mycosphaerellales; Mycosphaerellaceae. The transcript has a single exon. Bases 1 to 933 code for a protein of 310 amino acids.